CAUUUACCUAAGCGGUAAAGCCAUAGACUGUCAGACAGCUCGCCAACACAACCAGGGCUGUUUUGUUCUGUAUCCAGUAAUAACUGUCACAGCCGAACUCACACAGGAUUCUGGUGCGUAAUUAGGAAAGGAGAGCUCGUGGAAAGCCCCGUGGGACGGCCGCCGUUACUUUUUAAAGCCGCUCAUAGUUGCUCUGGGGGGCGGAGUGUCCGCGGAGUGCUGCGCCGAUUGGGGCGCCCGCUUGGAGGAAGAGAGAUGGCGUGCUUGUUGGAGGCCCCUCUCCGUAUCAGUGUUCUGUCUGAAGUCACCGCCACCAGUCGCCAUUAUGUUGACCGACUUUUCGACCCUGACCCACAGAAAGUGCUGCAGGGAGUCAUUGAUAUGAAGAAUGCUGUCAUAGGAAACAACAAGCAGAAGGCCAAUCUGAUUGUCCUUGGAGCUGUACCGAGGUUACUGUACCUGCUUCAGCAGAGCUCAUCCAGCCUGCAGCUGAGGACGGAGUGCGCCGUGGUGCUGGGCAGUCUGGCCAUGGGCACCGAGAACAACAUCAAGUCCUUGGUGGACUGUCACAUCAUCCCCACCCUGCUCCAAGGUCUCUUGUGUCCAGACCUGGUCUUCACUGAAGCCUGUCUUCGAUGUCUCAGAACUGUCUUCAUCAGUCCCGUUACGCCUGUGCAGCUGCUGUAUACAGAUCCCACUGUGAUUCCCCAUCUCAUGUCUCUACUGAGCAACUCCCAGAGAACCCAGGAGUACAUCACUCAGAUCUUCUCCCACUGUUGUAAGACCCCAGAGCACCAGACGGUUCUUUUCAACCACGGCGCCAUCCAGAAUAUCGCCCCUCUGCUUAUUUCACCCUCCUAUAAGGUCCGGAUGCAGGCGUUAAAGUGUUUCUCAGUCCUGGCCUAUGAGAACACUCAGGUCUCCAUGACACUGGUGAAUGUGCUGGUGGAUGGUGAGCAGCUCACUCAGGUAUUUGUUAAAAUGAUGCAAAGGGAUCAACCCGUUGAAAUGCAGCUAACGGCAGCCAAAUGUCUAACCUACAUGUGUCGAGCAGGUGCCAUCAGGACAGACGACGGCUGCAUAGUACUAAAGACGUUGCCCUGCCUCGUGCGGAUGUGCAGUAAAGAGCAUUUGCUGGAGGAGAGAGUGGAAGGUGCAGAGACGCUAGCCUACCUGAUGGAGCCCGACGUGGAGCUGCAGAGGAUCGCCAGCACCACCGACCACCUGGUGGCCAUGUUGGCCGACUACUUCAAGUAUCCCAGCUCUGUGUCUGCCAUCGCUGACAUCAAGAGGCUGGACCAUGACCUUAAACAUGCACAUGAGCUGAGACAAGCUGCUUUCAAGCUCUACGCCUCUCUGGGCUCAAAUGACGAGGACAUUCGCAAAAAGAUCACAGAGACGGAAAACAUGAUGGACCGAAUAGUCAGCGGCCUAUCGGAAUCCAGCAUUAAAGUGCGGCUGGCAGCGGUGAGGUGUCUUCAUAGUCUUUCCCGGUCAGUGCAGCAACUAAGGACCAGCUUUCAUGAUCACGCCGUGUGGAAGCCCCUCAUGAAGCUGCUGCAGAACGCCCCAGAUGAAGUCCUGGUCAUGGCUUCCUCAACACUAUGCAACCUGCUGCUGGAGUUCUCGCCAAGUAAAGAGCCCAUCCUGGAGUCUGGGGUGAUAGAGUUACUAUGCAGUCUGACUCAGAGCGACAGCCCUGCUCUCAGGGUAAAUGGCAUCUGGGCCCUGAUGAACAUGGCGUUCCAGGCCGACCAGAAGGUGAAGGUGGAGAUCGUCAGGUGUCUGGGCACCGAGCAGCUGUUCCGCCUGCUCUCCGACCCCGACACCAACGUGCUGAUGAAGACUCUGGGUUUGCUGCGUAACCUGCUGUCAACGCGCCCGCACAUAGACCAGAUCAUGAGCUCUCACGGGAAGCAGAUCAUGCAGGCGGUGACCCUGAUCCUGGAAGCCGAGCACAGCAUAGAGGUCAAAGAGCAGACGCUUUGCAUCCUCGCCAACAUCGCCGAUGGAAACACAGCCAAGGAGCUCAUCAUGACAAACGAUGACAUGCUCCAGAAAAUUAAAUACUACAUGGGACACUCGAACGUGAAGCUGCAGCUCGCCGCCACCUUCUGUGUGUCCAACCUCAUCUGGAACGAGGAGGACGGCUCUCAGGAUCGCCAGGACAAGCUGAGGGAGAUGGGCUUCGUGGACGUCCUGCACAAACUGACGCAGUCAGCCGACCCCAACCUCAGUGACAGGGCGAAGACGGCGCUGCAGCAGUACCUGGCAUGACUACAGUGGGCAGCGAUCCUCUACUGCCAGCCUAACUGACGGUCAUCUAGAGGACGCCUGCCGCUGCCUCUUUGGGUUUAUGUUGGCUUUCGUUUUGAGACUUGCACAAAGACACCUUUUUGUUUCGUCUUGGACCUGUGGCCCGCGUUUCUCCUGCCUCCCGUUUCCAGCGGUUCUUCUCGGCCCCAACUCUUCCUGGAGCAAGAGGAGGCUCCGAGCGUGUGGCUGUUUGGUUGUUGGAGAAAUUAGGGAAGUUUUACUUUUUUUUUUUUUUUGUCCUUUUGUCUGUUUUUGCUUGAGAGGUAACUUUCUGGGGUUUGACGUCAGAAUCCCAUACAUGCGCUGGUCUGAGGCCUCUCUUCUUCUGGGACUCCUGAUGGUGGAGAUUUGGAACAGGAGAACUUCCUGGUGUUUGGAUUAAUAUUGCUGUUAAUAUUAAUGUCUACCCAAGGCAUCACUAGCAAGGAUAUAUUUGGAAGAAAUGCCUAUUUUGAAACUUUGGGUGUUUUAUUUUUUUGUGGACAUAUACCUCGUAAAUAAAUAUAAAUAUAUACAUAUAUAUAUAUAUAUAAAUUUAAACAUAAAUAUAUAUUUUUGGAUUUUUAUUUUCCCCUGUUCUCAGCCCACUGACUUCAUCCUGUCCCGCUACACCUCCACUCUCAGCACAGUUGGACCUGCAGCCUGAUUGGAUCGCCAUUAAAACCCUGAAUUUUGUCUGCAGGGGUGAGAACAGAAAACAAACCCAAGGAUCCCAGAUUUCUAAGUUUCCGUUGGUGACCGUGAAGAGGCUGCCUGCACUCGACGCCCAUCACCUCUGCCCAGUGUCCUUUCAGUCCCCAUGAGAAAUGUAGAUGGUGGUGCUUAAACCAAUCUGCUCCGUUAUCAGUGGACCAGAGGAGGAUUCACUGUGUCACCCUCCCCCCCUCCUCCCCUCUACUCCUUUGUCUGUGUGUUUGUCAGAAUGAAAACAUGGACAGGAAGCCCCCUCCUCCAAUAGGUCCACCUAGCGCUCCGGUGUAGAACCUCCCCUCCAUCCAGGGGUUUUUAGUGUUGCCCUCUAACAUUUCAAUCCGUACUGAAGUUCUGAUAGAAUGAAUGUUACAAAGUGGAAAAUAUAUGCAGACCUGCAGAAGGA
Molecule: messenger RNA, 3412 nt
Organism: Poecilia latipinna (sailfin molly)
Lineage: Eukaryota; Metazoa; Chordata; Actinopteri; Cyprinodontiformes; Poeciliidae
Gene: armc8
Product: armadillo repeat containing 8
Exons: 22
Coding region: 256-2277 (673 amino acids)
Biological process (GO): proteasome-mediated ubiquitin-dependent protein catabolic process
Cellular component (GO): GID complex
Molecular function (GO): protein binding
Source: RefSeq, a predicted model, not a curated record